AUGGCGGUCUGCUGUGGUGCAGAUAUGUUGGCUACGAAGGUGGGGGAAGCCAAGCCGGUGAUCAUGCAGCGACUGGUGGAGGAGCUGCCGCAGAUCGCGCCCGAGUUCCUUUUUGCGAUGUCCGGACAGCUCCAAGGCGUCCAGCAGGUCAUGGAGGAGGUCAAUGCGAAGAUUGCUCACUUGCAGGAGCAGAUCAACUCCAAGCUGACUCAGGGACUCAUGAAGGAGGUUCAGCGGCUACGAAAUGGCCAUCUUGUCACGCAACUGUCGCACCUGUCCGAAAAGGUGAGUUUGCCGAGUAUACCAGCUGAGGUGGAUUUGAUUGCUUCUGGGGCCGGCACAUUGGCCCCCCACCUGGGUGAUCGAAUUCAGGAGCCCGGCUUGGAGGAUGAGGAGAUAACACCGGAAGAGACCUUUGACUUCCAGGCUGGGAAGAAUGAGCCACUGGAACGUUUGACGGGACCUCAAAGAGCAGUUCAAGCGCUGCGAUGUCACGAGCAACGGCUGCUUGAGCCAGAGGGCUGGGUCUCUGCACAAGAGCUGGUCGCUCUGGCCUUUAGCCAUGGCGAACAGUUGCAGCUGAGCAGCGUGCUGAAGCUCUGCACGUAUCUGGCCUCGCAGCCUGCUGCCACGCGAGUGUCGAAGCGGAUCUCCCUGGUACAGGAUCUCGAUGAGGAACAGCUGAAACAAGAGCUGGAUCUCCACGGAUUCCUAUCCCUUCGUGCACGGACAGGCUUCGAAGGGGCUGCCAAGGACAUCUACGAGACAGCGGAGGCAUUGAACAGGGCGCUAGAUGAGGAAAACCGCAUCUACAAAUUUGAAAACGAUCAAGAGACGUUGCGACGGCGGCAUCUGAUCAACAUGGUGAGACUGUUCAUGGAUGUAGGCAUCGUGCUGGUCAUCGCCAUCAAUGCGGUGUGCAUUGGUAUCAGCACCCGGGCUGACGGUGCGGAUCAAAAUCCGGAUGCCGUGCUUUGGGAAGUGCUGGAGCUGGUGUUUUUUGGCAUCUACUUCUUGGAAUUCAUUGUGAAAGCCUGCUUUCUAGAUCGGUGUAACUACUGGGUGGGGCCUGACUGGAGCUGGAACAUCUUUGACUUUAUUUGCUUGAUGAUCAGCGCUGUGGAACUGUCCAUCAGAUACAUUGGGCGCCUCAUGGAUGGAGGCUCCAACAGCCCGUCAGGACUAGCUCUCUUGAAGGUGUUGCGACUGGCAAGACUAGCACGACUCGUGCGGGUGAUGCGUUUCAAAGCCUUCAAGGAGCUGAAGUUGAUGGCCCUUGGCCUCUUCUCAGGUCUGAAGGCGCUCUUCUGGGCGAUCGUCUUGUUGAUGGCGGUGGUCUUCACGAUGAGCGUCGUGACGCAGUCCUUUUUUGGAGAGGUAGUGGAGGAGUUCAGCACUAUCGAUCGGUCCAUGUUCACCCUUUUCCGCUGCGUCACCCAGACCUGCGAAACCAUCACAGGCGAUCCCAUUCCGGAGGCGCUCUUUUCGGCCUUUGGUUGGCGCUUUCAAAUCAUCUACAUCUUGACCACGAUGUUGGUGACGGUCGGCCUCUUCAAUUUGAUCAUGGCAGUCUUUAUCGACAAUGUCACCAAGUCGCAAAACCAGCGGAAGCAAAAAGAACUGGGAGAGAGUGCCGAAAUGACGGAAUGUGCACUGAAGAUGAUGCUUGCGAAAUUCAUCAACGAGCCGCGGGCAGGUGACAACUCCAAGGACAUGCUGAAGCGAAUCAGCGACGACGCACUGAAGAAACUCGCCAGCCUCACCGAUGCAGGACGUCGAAACCAGGCGGAGCAGCGACGCGUGGCCAACGAAGCUUUCAACUUGCUGGAGGAGUGUCAUAUCAAUAUCACCAGAGAGGUUUUUCAGGCCUGGUUGAAGGACCCUGAAUUCGUCAAAGUGCUUGAAGAGGCUGAAGUUGACAUCUCCAACAAGUUUGAGCUCUUCAAUAUCCUCGAUGUGGAUUCUGGAGGGGAGCUGUCAGUUGAGGAACUCUUGCCACUCGGCUACAGGAACGGCCUGAUGGGUCUACGUGGAGACGUUUCGAAAGGUGAUGUGGUCUCCAUCUUGCUGCGGGUUCGAGAUCUCCUGCAACGCGCAGCUUGGAUCGGAGGGGAAAGGAGAUGGGCUGGAACUUGGAACGAAAGAGUGGGGAUUUGA
Cladocopium goreaui is the source of this 2157-nucleotide messenger RNA. Lineage: Eukaryota; Dinophyceae; Suessiales; Symbiodiniaceae. The record is from the annotation of a GenBank genome assembly.